Messenger RNA from Babesia microti strain RI, 405 nucleotides. Its product is annotated as histone H2A. Bases 1 to 405 code for a protein of 134 amino acids. Gene Ontology annotation, molecular function: structural constituent of chromatin; protein heterodimerization activity; DNA binding. Gene Ontology annotation, cellular component: nucleosome. The transcript has a single exon. NCBI's taxonomy places the organism in Eukaryota, Apicomplexa, Aconoidasida, Piroplasmida, Babesiidae. The record is from RefSeq and is a predicted model, not a curated record.
AUGAGUGCAAAAGAUAAAGGAGCGGUGGGAGGUGGCCGUAAGAAAUCGGUUAAAUCUGUAAGCAAGUCUGCAAAGGCUGGCUUGCAGUUUCCAGUUGGCCGUAUCGGUAGGUAUCUCAAAAAAGGAAGGUUUUCCAAACGCAUUGGAGCUGGCGCUCCUGUGUACUUGGCAGCCGUCCUUGAGUACCUCUGUGCUGAAAUCUUGGAACUUGCGGGGAAUGCUGCCAGAGAUAAUAAAAAAUCACGUAUCAUACCCAGGCACAUACAGCUCGCCAUCAAAAACGACGAAGAACUCUCCAAGUUUCUAGGCGGAAUCACCAUUGCCUCUGGUGGUGUUAUACCGACCAUACAGCCCGUCCUACUCCCCAAAAAGCACAAGAAGGAUAAGGACCAUGUUGCCGCGUAA